Molecule: messenger RNA, 2448 nt
Organism: Fusarium venenatum
Lineage: Eukaryota; Fungi; Ascomycota; Sordariomycetes; Hypocreales; Nectriaceae
Source: RefSeq, a predicted model, not a curated record
AUGGAACGGCCUGUCUCGCGGUCUUCAUAUGGACAAAGAACCGCCUCUCGAUCUUCUACAAGCACCAACAACACCAAGGCCUCAAUGCAUACCGCACAUACUUCCAACUCACACCCUCCUGGGUCCCCCGCCCCGUCGCAUGCUCACCGAUUCUAUCAUGCCACUUGCGAAAGGACAUCUAGCGCCACACCGCGAACAGCAGACCGAAAGUCUCGUUUGACCAGAGAAGCUAGCAGCGAAUCUACGCGACAGCCUGCCAUGUCCUCAUUCCUUCAAGAGAAGUUGCGGGAGUCUCGUCAAGCGGAGAGCGACAAGUCGUCAACAUGGUCGCGCUCUCAUACAACCAAUUCUUCUGGGGAGUUUAGUCGAAGCCUCGGAUCGCCUGUUAGGGUUGUCGAUUCUGAACAUCGAUCUCACUCUCCCGCUUCAACUGAGACGUCCAAGAAAAAGGGCAUGGGAGUUAUGGAUAUGGAGCAGGUAAUUUCUUCACUUCACAAGAAGAACUUUGAUCUCAAGCUAGAACUGUACCAUCGUCGAGAACGACAAACAGCACUCGAAGAUAAAGUAGAGACCCUCGAGAUGGAAAAAUCACAAGCAGACGAAUUGAACCACCAUCUCUCUCAGGAGAUGGAGAAGCGUGAUAAAGCAAUCGAGGAGGCGGUCGCUAUGAUCGUGUCGCUCGAAGCUAGACUCGAAGAGUUCGUCAAAGAAAGAUCAAUUAUUGAACAAAUCCAAUUCGAAGGCCAGUACUCAGCUCACAACUUCAAUCCUUGCUACGAAGACCCUAGACCUGCCACACAGACACCAGUCUCGGCGAAGCGAACGGGAGACGGUAGAAUCAUCAACCGAAUGCCUAGUUUCAUAUCCGACCACAGCGAGAAUACAGAGAACUUGCGCAAUGUUUAUCUUGGAGCUAGGGGCAGCGUUGUCAGUCUUGCGCAAGUCCCCGAGGGCCCUGGCGAAGGCGACACUGGCCGCAGCCCGAGUUUGAGCAUCCUGAGUGAAAGCUCCUUUGUCAGUGUGUAUGGGUCGAAGGAAGAUGAUAGCGGCCUUCAAGAAGAGGAUGAACCGACAACCUUUGAUGGCUCCGCCAGUCUUCCAGCUAGAGCCAGUGCUAUCAACCGACCAAAAACAGCUUUUGUCAAGUCUCACCAUUCUUCACCUAACAGAUCAAUCCGAUCGAACUCUGUUUCCAAUCACCAACCGCACUUCGACUCAAUCCACAACGUCAUCGAAUACAGCUCUCCGCGACAGAGGGCCGAACGACACCACCCGUCGUCGAAGAUGGGAUCGCGACCUCAAAGUCAGGAUCAAGAUGUACCAGAAAGAUUUACUGGCCGUGCUUCAAUGUCCCCAGGCCAUCAGCGCCUUAAGCAGGAGAAGAGGGAUUCACUUCGAAGAGUUACGACCGAGGCUCCUGGUGGUGUUAGACUCCACGACCAGAACCUCCCUCCAACACCAGACACCGUCUCUACCUCUACACUGCGACGCUUCGACAACUCUAACGAGGCGUUGCUUAGACCUCCUACAGCGAGACCAAGCCACAGUGCGUUAUCAGAAGCUUCCGAAAACGACGGAAGCUUGGGAACGUACUCAGGUGUUCGUCUGGAGCAGCCUCCAAUGCGUGCAGUCAAGGCUUCAGCUCAGAUUAUUGACUUGAACAAUAGAGUAUAUCGCGAGAACCAGGGCAGAUCCAUUCAGCGCCCUCGCACAGGACUCGAUCCCGACAGGAUUAGGGAUCUUUUCCCAGUUCAGCAAGAGCUUUUCUCAUCAACGAUGCCUCCACCACCUCCUGAUAGGAGAUCGAGCUUGAACCCGCAGGUUGCGCAACAGAGCAAGACAUCUUUCCUGAGUCGACCGUUGGCCAAUGUUAAGGCCUCUAAGGGGGGCCGUAAGAAGGGCCACCAGAGACGAAACAGCGACGAUAUUCAAAUAAGGACAGGUGCACACAUGCAGACGCAGGGGCCGUCUGCCGGCGACAAGAACCAUUACCCUCCGAUCGCGGGUCAACAAUCCACCCAGAACAAAUUCACCAAGUUCUUCCGCAGGUCGUCUACUGGACCUCCGAGCGGUGCCCCAACCCCAACUCCAAGAUCGGAGCAUGGUCCAACCGAACCUCCUAAUGGGGGAUUCUCGAGCUCUAAUGGCGCAUCGGGACUCCCACCUUGGAUGAGCCGGACAGGUGCGCUCGAGGAGGACCGCGACAGCGCAACACCGCCGCCAAUCAUGCGAAAAUCGCGACAGGGAAGAAAUGUCUCUAUGGAUAUUGACAUGGCCGACGACUCGAGAAUGAGUCAAGAGUCAGGCACCCCAGGAACACCCAAACCACCAUGCCCGGUGAACGAAAGAGACACAGUGGAGCAGACAGAAAGCCCAAGGGCGGCUGGCGCAACAGGAAGCAGGAGAAAGUGGUUGCCUGCAUUUGGUCUUAGAAAUAAGCAAGGAUAG